Molecule: messenger RNA, 261 nt
Organism: Dentiscutata heterogama
Lineage: Eukaryota; Fungi; Glomeromycota; Glomeromycetes; Diversisporales; Gigasporaceae
Source: the annotation of a GenBank genome assembly
AUGCUGUGUAGUAUUGAUACAAUCGUAAAAAUUAUUCAGGCUCGAGAAACUGGUAAAGACGAAUCGAAUUUUAUUGUUGUAUGGGCGUUGGCUGUUUAUCCAGUUGAGAGUGAAGACCGUGAAAUGGAAGUUACUCUUUUUGUUCCAGUUAAUGAAUAUGAGAGGGAUCCUAACGUUCAAUCAGUCUUUGUAAAAAGUGAAUAUUAUAGCGUUUGUGGAAAAGUUGUGCCUGGAAUGUAUAACGGUAAACCGAGAUUAAAU